AUGCCUCGUUCUCAAAUGAACUCUAGUGUUGAGGAGACAAAAUAUAACUUCGCCGAGGUUGAACAUGAAGCUCAUACGAACGGUUCCAAAAAGUCCAAGGUAGAAUAUGAUCGUUUUGCAUUUUUGUCAUGCCUGUUUGACGCUUACAAUCGCUACAAGGUUCAAGAUGAUAUCGCUCGCCUGGAACGCGCUGUGAAUGCUCUUCAAGCACAAGUUGGCAAGCUAUCCGACGAACGACGGCUGCUCAAAGACAACUAUGACAGACUCAAGAGAGAUAACCAGCGAAGGAUGUGGGAAAUAACCAAACUUCAAGGAGAGAAUCGGGAUGUCAAGGAGAAAUGCGACAAAAUCCAACAAGAGAAUCUUACGCUCAAGACAAAGAGCACCGAGUUCCGAGUGGCAAUCAAGAAACUUGAAGCGAAGAACCGGGAUGUCAAGGACAAAUGCGAACAGAUUGAACGGGAGAAUCUCAUGCUCAAAACAAAGGGCACGCAGUUCCAAGUGGCGAUCAACAAGCUUCAAGCGCAUGUCAGGGAUCAUUGCUCAUUAAUUACUGGCGUACAGGAUUCACUCAAUUUGAUAAGGGGCGGCAAGAAGUGA
Messenger RNA from Trichoderma atroviride IMI 206040, 600 nucleotides. RefSeq lists its product as uncharacterized. Lineage: Eukaryota; Fungi; Ascomycota; Sordariomycetes; Hypocreales; Hypocreaceae. The record is from RefSeq and is a predicted model, not a curated record.